AUAAAACAAUUUUUAGUUUUGCAAUUAUUCUCAAACGAAGCCGAAGAGCUCGAACAGGGAGACGGUCUCCAAUGGAACAAGAGGACUCCCCUGUGCCCCAAUCUGCCGGGAGAGAGGAUUUCGGAAAAUUUCAGCACGGAUGCGAGCAUUAUAGGAGGCGUUGCAGAAUCCGAGCCCCAUGCUGCGACCGAAUCUUCACCUGUCGCCAUUGCCACAACGAGGCCAUGACUUCGCUGAGCAAUCCUAAGGACCGUCACGAACUCGUUCGGCAGGACGUUAGACAAGUGGUUUGCUUGAUUUGCAACACAGAGCAAGAGGUUGCUAAGUCUUGUUGCAAGUGCAAUGUUAAUAUGGGAGAAUACUUCUGCGGCAUCUGCAAAUUCUACGAUGAUGAUACCAGGAAAAAGCAGUUUCAUUGUGAUGCGUGUGGUAUCUGUAGGGUUGGUGGUCGUGAAAAUUUCUUUCACUGUGAAAAAUGUGGAUCUUGCUAUUCCACUCCUCUGCGUGAUAACCACAUGUGUGUUGAGAACUCCAUGAAAAGUUUUUGCCCCAUCUGUUAUGAGUUUCUUUUUGACUCAAUAAAAGACACAACUGUUAUGCCUUGUGGUCACACAAUACAUUUGGAGUGCUUUAGAGAGAUGGAAUCACAGAAUCAAUACCGUUGUCCUAUUUGCUCGAAGACAGUUAUGGACAUGUCUGCAAGCUGGGCAUUGCUGAAAAUGGAGAUUGACUGCACACCGAUGCCGGAGGAGUACAGCCACGAGGUAUCAAUUCUUUGCAACGACUGCAGCCAUACGAGCAAAGUUCGUUUUCACAUUUUGGGACACAAGUGCAGUCAGUGCAAUUCAUUCAAUACUAGGAGGAUUUCUACCGGAGACGUCAAUGAAAACUGAAGGUAAAGAAGUAUGAGGCUCUCUUAAUCUCAACAACUAGGUUAUGUUGAACGUUUGAUUAUUGGAGUCAUUGAUCCAUUUAGGAAGUCAACUAUGAUUGGUUUAUACCUAUGAAUUCAGUCACAUGAAGUCAAGUAGUGCGAUCUUCUAUAGGAAGAGUCUCAGAUUUUUUUUUUCUUUUCUUUUUCAUUGUAACAUUUAGCAUUCAUCUUGAAAAAUAUAUAUCAUAUUAGAUGCAUUUUACA
Messenger RNA from Cucurbita moschata (crookneck pumpkin), 1138 nucleotides. Its product is annotated as E3 ubiquitin-protein ligase MIEL1-like. Gene Ontology annotation, biological process: ubiquitin-dependent protein catabolic process; protein ubiquitination. The record is from RefSeq and is a predicted model, not a curated record. Gene Ontology annotation, molecular function: ubiquitin protein ligase activity; zinc ion binding. Gene Ontology annotation, cellular component: nucleus. Bases 72 to 893 code for a protein of 273 amino acids. NCBI's taxonomy places the organism in Eukaryota, Viridiplantae, Streptophyta, Magnoliopsida, Cucurbitales, Cucurbitaceae. The transcript is spliced from 12 exons.